ACCAAUCAAUUGGUCCAGUCAAACAGCAGCGCAGCCCGCGCGCACUGGAGACCUUCAGUCUCGCUUUAUUUCUGGAAAUUGUGGGACCUCUCUACCAUGUCAUAUCCACAAUUUGGAUAUCCCUACUCGUCUGCUCCACAAUUCCUGAUGACAACUAACUCUCUAACCACUUGCUGCGAGUCCACUGGCCGGUCCAUAGCGGACUCGGGAGUAGCUGCCUCCGGACAGACCCCGGUGUAUUGUCCCGUGUAUGAGAGCCGGCUGCUGGCAACGGCAAGGCACGAACUGAGCUCAGCGGCCGCGCUGGGGGUGUACGGCAGCCCGUACACAGCCACGGGACAGGGCUAUGGGAACUACGUUACCUAUGGCACGGACGCGUCGGCUUUCUAUUCUCUGGGUACAUUUGACACAAAAGAUGCCACUGCAUCUGCACAUGCGGGAAUAACCCAAGCUACAGCCUAUUACCCCUAUGACCCAACCCUGGGCCAGUAUCAGUACGACAGAUAUGGGUCUAUGGAUGGCGGGACCAGGAGGAAGAAUGCCACGCGAGAGACAACUAGCACGCUAAAGGCCUGGCUGCAGGAGCACAGGAAGAACCCUUAUCCCACUAAAGGAGAGAAGAUCAUGCUGGCCAUCAUCACCAAAAUGACCCUGACCCAGGUGUCCACGUGGUUCGCCAACGCCAGGAGGAGACUCAAGAAGGAGAACAAGAUGACAUGGCCCCCCAGGAACAAGGGCUCAGACGACAAGAGAUAUGACGAAGAUGAGGAAGGAUCACAGGAGGAGCACAUCAAGAGCGAGAACAACGAGGAUGAGACCAGGAGCAGGCACGAUAAGGACCUCCAGCUUAGUGACUUGGAUGAUUUUGACGCUCUGGAGUCUGAGAGCUCCGAGUGCGAGCUAAAGCACCGUUAUCAUCUCAAUACCCACAUGACCACCACCGACCUGCCCACGGAGCACCUCAUCAAAGACACCCCACUCAAACUGCCCAUCCCAGGACAACUGGAGCAGGAUUUGGCUAAAAGUUGUCUUAAGACCAAGAUGGAGGACUUUCAGGGAGACUCCAGGCAACCCAGCAAAACCUGUUACUCCCAGCAACAGCAGAUUCUUGACGGAAAGCCGCGAAUUUGGUCCCUGGCUCAAACGGCCACAUCUCUGAAUCAGACUGAGUUCCCUUCUUGUAUGUUGAGAUGUCAGCCACCACCCCCGUCAUCAAUAAGCCCCUCCCCCACCACUACCUCACCCUCCUCUGGCCUGGACACCCGGCAGGACUCCCCCGUCACCACCUUGCGGAACUGGGUGGAUGGGGUGUUCCACGAUCCCCUCUUCAGGCACAGCACUUUGAGCCAGGCGCUGACCCACACCACCGUUUCCUGGAGCAGCAACACCAAAGGCGCCGCCCUGCUGGAGACAGACAGAAGUGCACUGAGCUUACAGCACCAGGACUCGGCUAAAGACGGUGCCAUGAAUCAGUUCCCCAAAAACAUCAACAAGUUAUUCUGUUCCUAACAUAGGCCAUAGACACUGUGGACAUCUAAAUGUUGUACCUGCAUCAUUCUCAUUUUGAAGCAGAAAAAACAUACCAUUGACAACUGGAUUUUUCAGCUUUAAGGCACGCACAAACUUAUCCAAAUGUAUAAUGGAAUUUUACACACUGGAUUAAAGCCCCUAUGUUUGUUCUUUUUACUAUGAGCAUGCAAAAUAAGUACAUAUUAUUUAGGUCUCAACAGCCUAUAAAACAUCACUAUAAAUAAGGAAGAAAAACUUUUCACAAAUGCACAGCUCUCAAAAACUGAAACUGAGAGCAAUCCAACUUUGUUCACUGCAAAUAAA
Periophthalmus magnuspinnatus is the source of this 1833-nucleotide messenger RNA. It is a transcript of the gene irx4a, whose product is annotated as iroquois homeobox 4a. Gene Ontology annotation, cellular component: nucleus. Gene Ontology annotation, biological process: regulation of transcription by RNA polymerase II; neuron differentiation; cell development. Gene Ontology annotation, molecular function: RNA polymerase II cis-regulatory region sequence-specific DNA binding; DNA-binding transcription factor activity, RNA polymerase II-specific. NCBI's taxonomy places the organism in Eukaryota, Metazoa, Chordata, Actinopteri, Gobiiformes, Gobiidae. The coding region runs from base 97 to 1509 and encodes 470 amino acids. The transcript has 5 exons. The record is from RefSeq and is a predicted model, not a curated record.